AUGGGCCAGCUAGAAGCUAAAGCAGUGUUGGCUUCAGAAUCUGCCGCAGUAGAGUUGGAAGUUGGAACAACAGUUGACACCAGGGAUAAGUGGAUUGCCGUAUUUGCGUCCAGUGGUUACGUAAUGGGCACCAUCAGAAAAUACAUGAAUGACUCAUUCAGACAAGAUUCCUCACCCCCGGCUGGGGUGCUGGCGAAACAAGUGUACUCCAGUGGCGAGUUGAAUUACACUAACUAA
Opisthorchis viverrini is the source of this 237-nucleotide messenger RNA. RefSeq lists its product as hypothetical. The record is from RefSeq and is a predicted model, not a curated record. Bases 1 to 237 code for a protein of 78 amino acids. The transcript has a single exon. NCBI's taxonomy places the organism in Eukaryota, Metazoa, Platyhelminthes, Trematoda, Opisthorchiida, Opisthorchiidae.